AUGGAACAUGUUGGCUUUCACUACAAUUUUGACUGCGACUACAGCCAGCAUGGUGCCAUUGGACCAAUGGAUAUUAUUUGUACGCAUUGCAAUGCAGCGAAGUUUCGAGGAGAAACAGCUGGCAUGUGCUGCUCCAGUAGCAAAGUGAAACUGCCUGCAUUGGAACCGCCACCAGAACCAUUACAUUCCUUGCUCACUGGGGAAUCGCCGACGUCUAAGCAUUUCUUGCAGAACAUACAAGCAUACAAUUCAUGCUUUCAAAUGACUUCUUUUGGUGCCACAAAGAUCAUUAGAGAUUCAUUUAUGCCGACAUUCAAAAUUCAGGGACAAAUAUACCAUCGAGUAGGCUCGCUCAUACCAUUUGCCGACGCCGACUAUCAAUUUUUGCAAAUAUAUUUCAUCGGUAAUGAAAAUGACCAACUAAAUCAAUGA
Bactrocera tryoni is the source of this 432-nucleotide messenger RNA. RefSeq lists its product as uncharacterized. The record is from RefSeq and is a predicted model, not a curated record. Lineage: Eukaryota; Metazoa; Arthropoda; Insecta; Diptera; Tephritidae. The transcript has 2 exons. The coding region runs from base 1 to 432 and encodes 143 amino acids.